GUUUUUAUGACGUGUAUAUAAGAUAGUGCUUAUCGUAAAAUAGUUUCGUAAGAUAAUCUGUCUUGAUUUCACGAAGAUAAGGAAAAAAGGUUGGAUAAAUAUCACAUAAAUCUUAGAUAAGGUGCAGUUAAUCGUCGCCUUUUGAACCUGUACCAUGUUACUCAAGCUAAGCCUUGUUUUGGUUGUAAUAUUGCCUGCAAAAGCAUGGUUAUUUGGCUCAGAGAAAUGUUAUGGUUCGUAUGGUUGUUUUGCCAACUCCAAACCUUAUAACAACGCUAAAGGCAACGUACCCGACUCGCCCGAACACCAAAAUAUCCAGUUCCUGUUGUAUACAAGGCACAAUGCCCACACUGCCCAGGUCCUGAAACCACACGAUCAUGGAAGCAUUCAGAAAAGUCACUUCAAGCACCAUGCCAAAACCUUCCUGAUCGUACAUGGUUAUACUGAUAACGGAAAGACCAACUGGAUUAAAACUAUGACCGCUGAACUGCUGAAAAAGGAAGAUGCUAACGUUAUCGCCGUUGACUGGCAGACAGGAGCUGCACAAGUUAACUAUUUUCAAGCAGCAGCCAAUACGAGAGUAGUUGGGGCAGUAGCAGCUCAACUUAUCAAAGAUGUGCAUUCAGUUGGCCAGACACCAUAUUCAAAAUUUCACAUUAUUGGGCACAGUCUAGGGUCCCAUAUUGCAGGAUAUGCUGGAGAACGAGUUCACGGACUGGGUAGAAUAACCGGAUUGGAUCCUGCUGGAUUAUGUUUUGAGAAGUUUGAUAUUAAAACCAGAUUAGAUCCAUCAGAUGCUUCCUAUGUUGAUGUAAUACAUACUGAUGCUGAAACUUUGUUUCAACUUGCAUUUGGUAUGGCUAAAGCUAUUGGGCACACUGAUUAUUAUCCAAAUGGUGGAAAGAAUCAGCCUGGUUGUCCUCACAUUGGAAAUCAUGCAUUAGAUUUGAUAACUGGAAAAAUCACACAAUUAUCCGGGGGUGUAUCAUGUAGUCAUAUGAGGGCUGUGGAAUUCUUCAUCUCGUCCAUCAACUCUCAUUGUAAAUUUAACAGCCAGCCAUGUACAUCUGCAUCACUGUUUAGUUCUGGACAUUGUCGUAGUUGUGGACACGGCUGUUCUCAAAUGGGUUAUCAUUCUUCAUCUCAUGACAGAGGGUCUUAUUAUCUGGCAACCACCUCCCACAGUCCAUAUUGUUAGCUCAACAUAAACCAAUUUUUCCCAACGAAACAAAUAAAUAUUUAAAU
This is a messenger RNA of Lottia gigantea (owl limpet), 1245 nucleotides long. RefSeq lists its product as hypothetical. NCBI's taxonomy places the organism in Eukaryota, Metazoa, Mollusca, Gastropoda, Lottiidae. The transcript is spliced from 6 exons. Gene Ontology annotation, molecular function: triacylglycerol lipase activity. Gene Ontology annotation, biological process: lipid metabolic process. The coding region runs from base 155 to 1198 and encodes 347 amino acids. The record is from RefSeq and is a predicted model, not a curated record.